AUGUUCAACAUCAAGUCUGGGGUGGUGCACACGCCGUGCUCGAAAUCCCUCCAACUAUCCAAUCUCUACGGCUUCGAGUUGUACUUCAAGAAGGAGUACCUCCAGGUGACGGGCAGUUUUAAGGAGCGGGGAGCCAGAUACGCCUUGUCGCACUUGACGGCUGCUGAGCGGAAAAUCGGGGUGAUCGCGGCGAGCGCAGUCAAUCUGUGCAUAGGAGUCGCGCGUAGGGAUGCGUUUUCUACGCUGCACUCCUCUGAACGCCUCGGUCUUGUGACGCAACAGAAAUUUUGGGGUGGUGGACUGAUCGCAGGCGUUGCGGCCGCGAUUAAGACUUUAAAACCGGAAUGUCACAUCAUUGGAAUCGAGACCGAAACCUGCGCCAGCUUCACCGCCGCCAUCAAGGAGGGCAGACCCAUUGCCGUCGAGACGAGCAGCACCCUGGCUGAUGGCCUCGCCGUCCCUACCGUAGGUGGCAAUUCGCUAAAGACCGCCGCCCCGAUGAUCGACCAGAUCAUCACCGUCAGCGAGGAGGUGAUCGCCCUUUCAAUCCUACGCCUCAUUGAGGUGGAAAAGGCUGUUGUCGAGGGAGCUGGAGCCGUGGGGUUGGCGGCGAUAAUCUCGAAUAAGGUGCCGCACUUGAAGGACAAAAAGGUCGUGUGUAUCCUGACUGGAGGUAAUAUCGAUACCACGGUAUUGGGACGCUCGAUUGAACGAGGGUUGGCAGUAGAUGGGCGCUUGGUUCGAAUUGAAGUUGUGGUAUCGGACAGGCCAGGAGGUAUCGCCGAAUUAACCACCCACAUCGCCCACAGCGGCGCCUCCAUCAAGGACAUCUUCCACGAACGAGCCUGGAUCUCCACGGACGUCUUUUCGGUCAAAGUAAAGAUUAUUGCCGAGACGAGAGACCGGACGCACGUCCAAGAGCUGGAGGCGCUGCUCAAGGAGAAGUACAAGAAUGUCACCAUCCUG
This is a messenger RNA of Mesorhabditis spiculigera, 966 nucleotides long. Lineage: Eukaryota; Metazoa; Nematoda; Chromadorea; Rhabditida; Rhabditidae. The record is from the annotation of a GenBank genome assembly.